ACUAAUUUACUAGGCAUCAGAAUCGCUUGGAGUGAAGACGUAAUUUUUGAACAAUUAUCGUGAAUUUGGUGUAACGAAGGUCGUUAAUAUGACCACUUGGUUGUAUCUAUUAGUGGGUGUAUUAGGCUUAGCCUGGUAUUAUGUGAAGAAGUCAUACAGUUAUUUUGAAAAUCAAAAUGUGCCAGUCCUUGCCCCAACAUUCCCAUUCGGAAAUCUCGAUCCACUGGGCAGGAAGCAUUUUGCUAACGUCAUCAGGGAAAGCUAUUUGGCAUUCAAGAAAACAUCUGACUUUGUUGGUUUCUACUUCUUCACAACCCCUAAAUUCAUCCCUACAAAUUUGGACGUCAUCAAAAAUAUCUUGAUUAAGGAUUUCAAUAAUUUUUCCGAUCGCAAAGUGUACUACAAUGAGGAAGAUGAUCCUCUGUCUGCCCAUUUGUUCAGCCUUCGUGGUGAGAAGUGGAGGAUUCUUCGUCAACAGCUUUCUCCUACUUUUACAUCUGGGAAAAUGAAGAUGAUGUAUCCCUUAGUGGUUGCCCAUACAGAACCCCUCAAGGCUUUCAUUCGGAAGAAUAUGAAUAAGGGUCCUAUGAAUUUCAAGGAUCUCUGUACUAGAUAUACAGCUGAUGUUAUUGGAAUUACUGCCUUUGGGCUUGAUUGUAAAUCUCUGCAGCAGGAGAAAUCUGAGAUUGUUGAAAUAAGCAAACUCUUCUUCAACUUCAACACCAUUAUGUCCCGUCUGAAGUUCUUCUUCUUCCUCAGUUUUGAGGGACUUGCAAAGAAGAUGCGUCUGCGAUUUAUUGAUAAGGAGAUGGAAAACUUCUUCAUGAAGGUCAUCAAGGAUACUGUGGAACACCGUGAGACAGGAAAAAUUGAUAGGAAUGAUUUUAUGAAACUCUUGUUGGCAGUGAAGAACAACAAAGAUAUUGGAGAUAAUAAGAAGAUGACUUUCAAUCAAAUGGCAGCUCAGGCUUUCAUCUUCUUCUUCGGUGGCUUCGAGACAUCAUCUUUGACCAUGCAGUACUGUUGUGCUCAUUUGGCCAUCAAUCAGGACAUACAGGAACGGGUUCGUCAGGAAGUUCGUGAGGUCCUGAAGAAGCACAACGGUGAACUGACAUACGAAGCUGCUCAUGAGCUCACUUAUCUUAGGCAAUGUAUUGAUGAAACCCUGCGAUUGUAUCCACCUGGAUUCAAUUUGUUCAGAGUCGCCACAAAUGACUACAAAGUACCAAACUCGUCCUUGGUCAUUAAGAAGGGAACUGAGAUCUUUAUUCCGGUGUAUGGCAUUCAAACGGAUCCAGACAUCUAUCCCAAGCCACAUAUCUUCGAUCCUGAACGCUUCAGUGCCGAAAACACCAAAAACCGUCAUUCAAUGGCAUACAUGCCUUUUGGAGAUGGUCCAAGAAAUUGCAUUGGAAUGCGAUUUGCCUUGAUGGAACUCGCUGUUGCUAUUUCAUGCAUUGUCAACAAUUUCAAACUCACGAUUAAUCCCAAGAUGAAGGUACCCCUUGAAUUUGAUACCAAGGAAGUGGCUAUAUAUCCCAAGGGUGGAAUAUGGCUCGAUGUACAAGAGAUAAAGACAUAAAAAGUUCUUAUUCUCUGCUUUGGCGAAAGUAUUAUUGAAGUUUGUAUGAUUCAUCCUUGAAUGAGAUUGUAUCUUACUAUCCUUUCAUCAAUAAAUGAUUUAAGUUACUAAAGCA
Messenger RNA from Phlebotomus papatasi, 1697 nucleotides. RefSeq names its product probable cytochrome P450 6a17. The coding region runs from base 89 to 1582 and encodes 497 amino acids. The transcript is spliced from 2 exons. Gene Ontology annotation, molecular function: iron ion binding; monooxygenase activity; heme binding. The record is from RefSeq and is a predicted model, not a curated record. Lineage: Eukaryota; Metazoa; Arthropoda; Insecta; Diptera; Psychodidae.